AGUUCAUCUAAUAAGUUGAUUGAAGUGUUUAUUUUAGGCCCGUUGUGAGUGUUUACAAACACUGGACAACAGCUGACCGGUGGAGCGGCGUCAUGAAGCUGUACUGCCUGAGUGGGCACCCAAACAAACCAUGCAAUGUGGUGACAUUCAAGAGCUGCACGCUGAUGCUGGACUGUGGCAUGGACAUGAGCAGUGUCAGUCACUUCCUCCCUCUGCCACUGGUGGCAUCACAGAGGCUUGGUGUCCUCAGCACUUGGGUUCCAAGAGAUGCCGAUUCACAACUCGAAGGGGAACUUAGAGAGUGUAUGAACAGAAUAUUUGUGGACUCCCCUCCUGAGUUUGUACCUCCAACAUCAGGCUUGGUUGAUUUCUCAGAAGUGGAUGCCAUCCUAGUGUCCAAUUAUCACAGCAUGCUCGCACUACCUUUCAUUACCAAUGGUACUGGAUUUAAAGGCGUUGUAAUUAUGACAGAGCCAACUAUGCAGAUAGGAAGGUUAUUCAUGGAGGAACUGGUGGAAUACAUAGAGAGAACACCAAAAGCCAGACACGCAUCCCGCUGGAAACAUUACCUGCGGUCCCUGCCUGCUCCUCUUGGUGAGGCCAAGGCACCAAACACAUGGCAUCCAGCAUAUUCCAUGAAAUCCAUUAAUUCUGCUCUCACUCAUGUUCAAAUUCUUGCCUACAAUGAGAAUAUUGACAUAUGUGGAGCAUUGAAGGUAACAGCAGUAAGUUCUGGAUUCUGCCUUGGCAGCUGCAACUGGCUCAUUUGUUCCGACCACGAGAAGAUAGCUUACCUCAGUGGCUCUUCGACGCUGACGACCCAUCCUCGCCCCAUUGACCAAAAUUCUCUGAAAAAUGCUGACGUGCUCAUCAUGACGGCUCUCAACCACACUCCGAUGUUCAAUCCUGAUUCUAUGCUGGGAGAGUUUUGUGUAGCAGUUGCUCAAACUGUUCGAAAUGGUGGCAAUGCUCUUGUCCCGUGCUAUCCAAGUGGAGUCGUGUACGACCUUUUUGAAUGCCUGUCAAAUCACCUCGAUAACAUUGGACUGUCGCUGAUACCAAUGUAUUUUGUCUCGCCAAAGGCUGAAAAUUCAUUAGCGUAUUCAAAUAUUUUCUCUGAAUGGUUAUCGUCCAGUAAGCAGGGUAAAGUAUACAGCUUGGACGAUCCAUUUCCUCACGCUUACCUCACCCGUCAUGGCAGGCUCAAACCUUUUAAAUGUUUACAUGCAGAGGGCUUCAGUAGUGAAUACAGACAGCCAUGUAUUGUGUUUUGUGGACACCCAAGUUUACGAUUUGGAGAUGCCGUUCAUUUUAUAGACAUGUGGGGCAACAACUCUCAGAAUGCUAUACUCUUUACAGAGCCCGAGUUUGACUUCGUUGAAGCACUUGCACCGUACCAGCCAUUGGUGAUGCGUCCAGUUUACUGUCCCAUUGACACUAGUCUUGACUUCACACAGGCAAGAAAACUGAUCAAUGAAUUAAAACCGGGCAAAAUAGUGGUGCCAGACGUGUACCUGCAUCCCCCGAGUAACGCACCACACCGCACAGAUCUCAUGCUCAAUUUGGACGAAACGCCACUGACGUACAGUGAGUGUCAGGUACUGAGCCUGGGGAUCCACCGCCGCUUGGAGACCAUGAGUCUCUCCGCAGACUUGGCACUCUCCCUCAACCCCAGCACCAUCAGGCCUGGGCUCAACACGGCAACAAUUACUGCAGCACUUCACAUCCAGGAUAACAAAUAUGUUUUGAAGCCCUUGGAAGAUAGCGAUGAAGAAGGCUCCAACAAGUUGCCACGCUGUUACCCAUAUGGCAACUUGAACGUAGAUGACUUGGUGCAGCGUUUGGCUCAGGCUGGCCUUACAGAUGCCAGGGUAGAGGAACUAACAGGGGUGUACAUCAUAACGCUGGCAAAUGCAGAUGUGAUAAUAAAGAUCAGCGAUGCCUCCACACACAUCAUCUCCAGCAAUGGUCAGCUGCGGGAGAAGCUUAGAGACAUUCUGCUGGAAUGUCUUGGCAGCUUCUAAGUCUGAAUGCUGGCCAGCUGUGGAAGAAGUUUCAACUUCAUGCUGGAGUGUCUCCUUGGCUCUUGACCACAAUUAACAUUUCAUGUAAAAUAAUAAUAUAAAUAUGUUUAGGAAUAAUCAAGUUUUAUUGAUAAAUCCAAAAAAAUUUUUCUAGCAUUUACAGUUUUACAUGCACAAUAAAAGUCUUUUGCAGUA
Molecule: messenger RNA, 2219 nt
Organism: Procambarus clarkii (red swamp crayfish)
Lineage: Eukaryota; Metazoa; Arthropoda; Malacostraca; Decapoda; Cambaridae
Gene: IntS9
Product: integrator complex subunit 9
Biological process (GO): snRNA 3'-end processing
Cellular component (GO): integrator complex
Source: RefSeq, a predicted model, not a curated record